AAAAAAUGCGUUUGUGUAAUGUGUAAUGUAAAUAUUUUUAUUUAAAACAAUUUACAAUAUUCACAUGUUAUUCAUUCUAUUAAGGUAAAAAAAUAUUUUCAUGUUCGAAAAUGCCCGCUCCAAUUCGACCUAAGGGGUCAAACAGCGGCAGCAGGACCCCGACGGUAGCUCCGAUGUCGGAACGACAACAAAUGGCAUUGCUGAUGCAGAUGACGUCGGGGAGCGAGUCGGGCUCGCGGAGCCCGAGUUCGAGCUCCUCCCGAUCGAGGGAGCGCAACGAAAGAGGUGAAACUCCAUUGCAUUUAGCUGCUAUUAAAGGGGAUCUUGAGCAAGUGUGUAAAUUGCUGGCACACCGUGCCGAUCCUAAUGUAGCUGAUUUCGCUGGCUGGACUCCGUUGCACGAGGCCUGCAAUCACGGUUGGUACGAGGUGGCCUUCCGGCUGUUGCAGUCGGGGGCCAACGUCAACGCCAGGGGCUUGGACAACGAUACGCCUCUGCACGACGCCGUGAUCAACAGCCACUUGAAAUUGGUGAAGUUGCUGGUCGAACGAGGCGCCGAUAUCUACGCCAAAAACUCGAAGGGAAAGACGCCUUUGGACGUCGCCCCCGCCAACGUCAAACCGUACUUGCUUAACGCCAAUUUACCGUUGCCGGAUUGCAGUUCGAGCUCUAGGCAAGCAUCGCGCACAUCGCGGGAUGACAAAAAAAUCUCGAACGCCGGCUCGAGCGAUUCGUCCACGUCAUCGAACGCCGGCGGCGGCGGGAGCGGUGCUGCCUCGGGCGGCGGUACGUCCUCCGGCAAGCAUUCCAAAGAGGAUUCGAUGGACCUGAAGGGCUCCGCCGGCGCGACGACGGCCUCCGGCGCGCCUGCGGGCGGCGCCGGCGGCUCCGGCAGCGCCGCUGCCGUCGACGAUGUCUACGAGUUCAAGUCUUCCAAAGAGGGGGAUUCUUCGUCGGACGAGAGAAAACCGAGCGCCGCUUCCGAUUCGAAUGAGAUGGAGGUGGACGAAGGGGAUCCGCUCAAAAUUACUCCGGCUGCUUCGCAGCCUUCCGAAGAAUGCGGCGCUAAAAGGGGAUUUUCCGAAGCUAAUGAAGCGCAAGAAGAAUCAGGCGGUGGUGCCGGCGCGACCGACGACGAAACGAGGCGUAAGAAACGCAAAGAGGAAACUGCGAGGGAAGGGAAAGGGAGCAAUCCGAGAAAUGCCGGACAGAACAAAGGUCAAGCUAAUAAGCAAUCAAGUGGAAAUCAAAGCAAAACAACCGCCUCGAGUGCUUCUAAAAAUAGCGGCGACAAGAAAAGUCCUUGCGCCAGCCCAAAGCUCUCCGGAUCCGAUCAUGAAGUUGAAGACGGCAAAUCAGAUCUAAAAGUACCUCCGCUGAAAAUCGUCAUUCCCCAAACGACCAGUAACGAGCAGGAAACGGGAGCGGGAAGGAACGGCAAAAGCAGCUCCCAGAGAUCGCAUCAAGCCCUUCCUUAUGUCGUUCCCAGUUCCUCCAACACCGAGGCCGCUGAAAAGGACGGAACAGCCGCUAUCGCGAGCCCCGAAAGUGCCACUGCAGCUAACAAAAACGACGAAAAGAAAGAAAAUAAUAGCGGCAACUCCGACGAGGUUCAAUCGAACACGGAAGUCGAUUCGACGCCUUCAUCGUCUGCUUCGACGUCGGCCGCCCUACCGCCUCCUCCGGCCCCCGUGGAAUUGCACCCGCGCAAGCGGAAAAUGAAGCAAAACAAGGAGCACCAGCCCCCGCAACACGCCGAAUCGUCCGAAUCGUCGGAGACUCAAGUUCAUCCACACGAACAGCCCAUAACGAAUUGCUACCAAUUAUUUUUAAACAUCAGAAAACAGAUUGCGAAAAGACGUCGAGGGCUCUUCCCCGUGCAGCCGAAGCCGCCGCAGGGCUUUAAAGACUAUCUAAUGAACAGAUGUACUUACGUCUUGGCAGGCACCGCUCCCACGAGCCCCAACAUUAACUACCCUCAAACGUUGCCGCAGUUGAUGAAAGACCUUUUUACCGAACAAGAAAAGGAGCGAUACAGAUUGAGAACACAACACGUCAUCGAAAAAGAGAAGCUGGUAUUGUCUGUUGAACAGGAGAUAUUGCGGGUGCACGGUAGAGCUGCGAGAGCUUUGGCUAAUCAAUCUCUACCGUUUUCUGUUUGUACGAUUUUGGGAGACGAGGAAGUGUACAAUCUUAUCACACCCGAACAGGAAGAGAAAGACAGGAACGCCAGAUGGCGAUAUAACGGUCGAUUAUUUUUAAGUUGGUUGCAAGACGUCGACGAUAAAUGGGAAAAAAUCAAGGAACACAUGUUGUUGAGGCACCACAACGAGGCCGAAUCCUUGCACGCAGUGCAAAAAAUGGACUGGGAAUGGAAACAGAAGGAUUUGAAUCUUUGCGACAGGAAGUCUACGCUUAAAAUAGACGAAACUCACGUGCCUAUGGUGCACGUUUCGGACGAUUUUGAUUUAUUGCCUGCUUAGUGUAUUUUUCUAUAUAAUUUAUUAAAGUAUUAAGUAUUA
This is a messenger RNA of Phyllotreta striolata, 2522 nucleotides long. NCBI's taxonomy places the organism in Eukaryota, Metazoa, Arthropoda, Insecta, Coleoptera, Chrysomelidae. The record is from the annotation of a GenBank genome assembly.